UCGAAAGUCAUUUUCGUGGGUCCAGGGAUGAGUGAAGGCUUGAAGAUUCUUGAGAAGGUUAAAAUAGCGUAUGACAUCCCUAUUAUUACUGAUGUGCACGAAACUAUCCAGUGUGAAGCAGUUGGUAGAAUUGCAGAUAUCAUACAAAUUCCUGCGUUUUUAUGCCGUCAGACAGAUCUUCUAGUUGCAGCUGCAAAAACUGGGAAAAUUAUCAAUAUUAAGAAAGGCCAGUUCUGUGCUCCUUCUGUCAUGAUAAAUUCUGCUGAGAAGGUUAGAUUGGCUGGAAAUUCAAAUGUGAUGGUUUGUGAGCGUGGAACUAUGUUUGGCUAUAGUGAUUUAAUUGUUGAUCCGCGUAAUUUGGAGUGGAUGAGGGAUGCUGAUUGUCCUGUUGUGGCUGAUGUGACACAUUCACUACAACAGCCUGCUGGGAAAAAGUUGGAUGGUGGUGGUGUUGCCAGUGGAGGUCUUCGUGAAUUGAUACCAUGUAUUGCAAGGACAGCAGUUGCUGUUGGGGUAGAUGGAAUUUUUAUGGAGGUGCAUGAUGAUCCUCUGAGUGCUCCUGUGGAUGGUCCAACACAAUGGCCUCUACGCCAUUUGGAGGAAUUACUUGAAGAGCUCAUGGCAAUAGCUGUUAUUGUCUGUGGAUUCAGUCUAGCUUUACUACGAGAUGACAAGAAUGGCAAGUAUUUGUUCACUUCUGCUAUUAAAUGCUAUGUCGUUUAAUAUUUCCAACUUGAAUUAGAUGCCAAUUCAAUUAUUAUUUUCAACCAAUUGUUUUUUUUUUUUACCGUGGUUGUAAUAUUUGUAUUGGGUCAGUCCAUAUAAAUCUAGAUGGUAAAUGGCUAACUUACAAUAAUAUUUGUAGUGUGAUACUUUGAAAAUUUCUUUGCCAAAAUUUAUUCUAUAGUAGUAUUUGUGGGAAAAAAA
This is a messenger RNA of Jatropha curcas, 927 nucleotides long. The record is from RefSeq and is a predicted model, not a curated record. NCBI's taxonomy places the organism in Eukaryota, Viridiplantae, Streptophyta, Magnoliopsida, Malpighiales, Euphorbiaceae.